Messenger RNA from Oncorhynchus keta (chum salmon), 4259 nucleotides. Its product is annotated as zinc finger MYND domain-containing protein 15-like. NCBI's taxonomy places the organism in Eukaryota, Metazoa, Chordata, Actinopteri, Salmoniformes, Salmonidae. Gene Ontology annotation, biological process: negative regulation of DNA-templated transcription. The coding region runs from base 388 to 2340 and encodes 650 amino acids. Gene Ontology annotation, molecular function: histone deacetylase binding. The record is from RefSeq and is a predicted model, not a curated record. The transcript is spliced from 14 exons.
UAGUACAACACCACCAACUAGCGGUGAUUUAUUUAAUAGCGCUUCGUAGAAAAUAUUGAUUAAUUGAUCAUGUUUGAGGACGUAAAGAUUGUUUUGGGGAUAGACUAAAUGUUUUGUAAUCAAAUGGAUUGUUCGACCAUUAAAAUAUUUGCUGUCGGCUAGAGAAAUAAAAAUAGACUGACCAUUUUUUGCGGGACAAACGGUGUUCCUUUUUGGAAUCCUCAUCGCGUAAAACAAUGACGCCUUUGCUUUCGAAAAACAACAUUUUGUCGCAUGUUUAUUUUCAUUUUUCAAAUUCCUCAAAGCAACCUAGGCUACAGGUGAUAGAAGGCCUUUUCCAACCAAAGAACAAACAAGAUUUAAGCGAAAAAUAUAGCCCUACUCAAGAUGGAGUUAGUGUCAGGUUACCGUGACCGGAUGAUUGAGUUCUCCGAGGCCAUGGCACAGUGGUAUCGCUGCUUCCAGACCACCCGUAGGGGGCGCAAAGAACCACAUAGUGAUUUCUGGGGGUACGAUUUUCCCCGAUACCACAUGGACCGCUCACCGUACUGGAUACUGCACCUGCUGGAUGGCGCUGCAACGCCACCUGCAGCUAUUCCACGGCUAGAACAGGCUGGAGUGGACCCCUCCGAGCUCAUAAGUAGUGAUGGAGAGAGUGUUCUGAUGGUGACGGAUGCCUCUGGCCUGCCCCUGGGCUUUGACGUACUGGCCGGUGGCUGGGCGGGGGCGCUGGGUGGGGGCGAGGCGGCGGGCGGAGAUGGGAAGGGGGCCCUGGAGACAAUCCAGAAGAUGGUAGGACUGCUGAGACGCUGCAUGGAGGCUCCCAUGACUGGCGGGUUGCCUCGGAGACCACACAUGCUCCACGUCAAUGACAAGAAGCUUCACAGGUUGCUGAGUAGGUGUGAGAAGGCCCUCACCAUUCUGAAGGUGGUUCUGUGGCCCCAGGCCCUGGGUGACUGGGGCCUCACAGAGGUGGAGCAGAUGGACGGAGGAGAGUCCUUCAGCAUGCGCUGGCCUCCGACCUGCUACUGUCACGUGUGUAAGAAACACUCCUUCCCCAGUCAGCUGAAACCAUGUCCACAGUGCAAGGCUGUCCUGUACUGUUCUGACCAGUGUUCCCAGGCAGACCAGAUCCGCUGUCCAGAGGAUGCCAGUCACCAGCACUGGUGUGAAAAACUGGCCUGCUACAUGAGCCACGACUCACAGCUUGCCGAGCUGCCAUUCAGCUACGCCGCAGAGGUGACAGCUGUUGAUUUCGACCUGGAACACUUCCUGAAUAAGAAUAAACUGGACAGUGGCUACUGGGUACACUGGAGCCUCCUGGUACGCUCCCCCAGAUAUGAGCUCCAUCCCACAGUGGAACAGUCCAGAGAUCAAUACCCCCACUGGUUCACAGGUCACAGUGAGCCCUUUGGACCCCUGAAAAGGGAGGGAGACAUCCUGCUCUGUAGCCCAGCUCCUCAUGCAGUCCCCAGCGUCACCAAACCACUGGUGUUGUGGAGUCAGUACUGUGAGUGGAGGGGUAUCAGUCUGUCCUCUCCUGUGGCUGUUCUUCUCAGCUCCCCUCUAUCCAUCUACUACAUAAUCACGUCGCUGGUGCCCAAAGACUUUCCAGAGCUCAACAUCCAGAAGAAGCAGUCUCUAAAGAUCCACAUCAUCGACUCCUACAGGGAGUUCCACUGUCUCAAGGUGUUCUGGGAAUUGUCCGUUCUCCUGCCGCACAUGACCUUUGAACUGGUGUUCAUAGGGGAGGGACUUCCCCCUGAGAGUGACGAGGAGCAGCUCUUUCUGCAGAAGAAGAACGGCCGUGUCCACCUGGUUAACCCCAGCUUCACCCCGGAUGAGAAGUUGGACAGGAGGAGCAUCCGGGUCAAAGGUUACCGCAGGGCCUAUCACAUGCUGCAAGGGCCCAAACCUGACCUGGUGAUUGGCUUCAGACCGGCGAUCCUGCAUCAGGAGUCAUGGCUCAGCACACUCCCUAGGCUCCAGUCCCUGAGGGCUCCAGCCUACUUCUGUGAGGUCGGGGAGUUGAGCUGUGUGUGCAGCCAGCAGGUGAUGAGCCAGGCCACCGGGGGCACCCUCUCCCCUGCACACAUCAACCCCUUCCACUGCCCCCUGCGCAUCACUGGAGGAGAUAACAUGCUGCCCUGGUAUUCCAAUGCCUUCAUCUUCCAUCUGAGGUACAAGCCCGUACAUAGUGAGAAACGACCUUCUGUGGCCUACCCCAAAGCCCCGCCUCUGCAGGUAGAGACGGCCAAUCAGGAACCUGACUACCCUGUGAAGAUGAGUCGCAGGGAUAGGAAGCAGGCCGCCCGCAAUAUGCCCCGCAAACGCAAAUAACAACAUGCACACACGUACGCACUCAAACACAAACGUAUACACACUGGCACACACACACACACUGGCACACACACACACACACUGGCACACACACACACACUGGCACUAUGGCGCACACACACACACACACUAGGACACACACACACACACUGGCACACACACACACCCACACUAUGGCGCACACACACACACACACUAGGACACACACACACACACUAGGACACACACACACACUAAGACACACACACACACACUAGGACACACACACACACUGGCACACACACACACCCACACUAUGGCGCACACACACACACACACUGACACACAUACACGCACACUGGCACACACACACGCUGGCACACACACAGGUGCGUGCGCACACAAGGUUACUCUCAAUGAACAGACUCAGGGCAGACUAACACUUUAGCUGAACUAGCCUUUUCAUUAAAAAAGACCAGUCAUAGACUCUUCAGUGAUUGCCGUGCCAGUUUGUUUGUGGGUUUUACAUUCUCAAUAGUUUGUAUUUGAUGUUUUAAUUAUGUUUUAAUCCUCCACAUAUCAACCCCCUAAGGGUCCCUUUCCUUCUAUCAGAUAUUGUAGUCUACUGUUAACCACGUGACUGGUAAGAUUACUUAUUAUGUAGGCUAGAGUUUGUGUGGCUGUGACAUUCUUUAUCUUGUACAGACAGAGAUUAGAGGAGAGAGAGAGAGAGAGAGAGAGAGAGAGAGAGAGAGAGAGAGAGAGAGAGAGAGAGAGAGAGAGAGAGAGAGAGAGAGAGAGAGAGAGAGAGAGAGAGAGAGAGAGAGAGAGAGAGAGAGAGAGAGAGAGAGAGAGAGAGAGAGAGAGAGAGAGAGAGAGAGAGAGAGAGGGAGGGAGGAUUACAUGUAACAACCAAGACCCGUGUAGAGAGAGAGAGACAGAGAAGAAUACCAGAAGAUAUUGAGAGAAAGUUCCUAAGCGUACAAUACUCUUAAAAACAAAUACAGAACGUAAAUGAUACAGUAACAAAACACUAAAAUGACCAAACCCAUAUGCUCCCUCCAUAUCCACCCAUAUGCUCCCUCCCUAUCGACCCAUAUGCUCCCUCCCUAUCCACCCAUAUGCUCCCUCCCUAUCCACCCAUAUGCUCCCUCCCUAUCCACCCAUAUGCUCCCUCCCUAUACACCCAUAUGCUCCCUCCUUAUCCACCCAUAUGCUCCCUCCCUAUCCACCCAUAUACUCCCUCCCUAUCCACCCCAUAUACUCCCUCCCUAUCCAUCCAUAUGCUCCCUCCAUAUCCACCCAUAUGAUCCCUCCCUAUCCAUCCAUAUGCUCCCUCCCUAUCCACCCAUAUGAUCCCUCCCUAUCCAUCCAUAUGCUCCCUCCCUAUCCACCCCAUAUACUCCCUCCCUAUCCAUCCAUAUGCUCCCUCCAUAUCCACCCAUAUGAUCCCUCCCUAUCCAUCCAUAUGCUCCCUCCCUAUCCACCCAUAUGAUCCCUCCCUAUCCAUCCAUAUGCUCCCUCCCUAUCCACCCCAUAUACUCCCUCCCUAUCCACCCAUAUGCUCCCUCCUUAUCCACCCAUAUGCUCCCUCCCUAUCCACCCAUAUGAUCCCUCCCUAUCCAUCCAUAUGCUCCCUCCCUAUCCACCCCAUAUACUCCCUCCCUAUCCAUCCAUAUGCUCCCUCCCUAUCCACCCAUAUGCUCCCUCCCUAUCCACCCAUAUGCUCCCUCCCUAUCCACCCAUAUACUCCCUCCCUAUCCACCCAUAUGCUCCCUCCCUAUCCACCCAUAUACUCCCUCCCUAUCCACCCAUAUGCUCCCUCCCUAUCCACCCAUAUGCUCCCUGCCUAUCCACCCAUAUACUCCCUCCCUAUCCACCCAUAUGCUCCCUCCCUAUCCACCCAUAUGCUCCCUCCCUAUCCACCCCAUAUACUCCCU